Phyllostomus hastatus (greater spear-nosed bat) is the source of this 1542-nucleotide messenger RNA. It is a transcript of the gene WDR74, whose product is annotated as WD repeat domain 74. Gene Ontology annotation, molecular function: protein binding. The record is from RefSeq and is a predicted model, not a curated record. Bases 339 to 1496 code for a protein of 385 amino acids. The transcript is spliced from 12 exons. Gene Ontology annotation, cellular component: nucleolus; preribosome, large subunit precursor. Gene Ontology annotation, biological process: ribosomal large subunit biogenesis. Lineage: Eukaryota; Metazoa; Chordata; Mammalia; Chiroptera; Phyllostomidae.
UUUGGCUAAGAUCAAGUGUAGUAUCUGUUCUUAUCAGUUUAAUAUCUGAUACGUCCUCUAUCCGAGGACAAUAUAUUAAAUGGAUUUUUGGAGUUAGGAGAUGGAAUAGGGGCUUGCUCCGUCCACUCCACGCAUCGACCUGGUAUUGCAGUACUUCCAGGAACGGUGCACCCCCUCUGGGGGAACUAUUGCUGGUCUAAAAUGGGAGCAGGCGACGGACAGGCAGACUUCCGGCACCUCCAACUCCCAGAAAUCGCGUUGGUCCGGAUCCCACUCCGCGCGCCUGGGUGACGCCGUUGCUGCGCCGGAAGUGCGGCUGUGGGCUGCCAGGCUCCGUUAUGGCAGCUGCAGGGGCACGCUGGAACCAUGUGUGGGUCGGCUCUGAGACUGGGAUCCUUAAAGGGGUGAACCUUCAGCGUAAACAGGCGGUGAACUUCACCGCGACCGGGCAGCCGCGGCGCGAGGAGGCGGUGAGCGCCCUAUGCUGGGGCGCGGGCGGUGAGACACAGAUUCUGGUGGGCUGUGCUGACAGGACGGUGAAGCACUUCAGCACCCAGGAGGGCAUAUUCCAGGGCCAGAGGAACUGUCCCGGCGGGGAGGGCACGUUUCGAGGCCUCGCCCAGGUCGACGGCACCCUCAUCACAUGUGUGGACUCUGGAAUUCUGCGAGUCUGGGGUGACAGUGACAAGGAGACGUCUUCUGACCCACUCCUGGAACUAAGGGUGGGCCCCGGGGUGUGUAGGAUGCGCCAGAACCCAGCGCACCCCCACGUAGUUGCCACAGGUGGGAAGGAGAAUGCUUUAAAGGUGUGGGAUCUGCAGGGGUCUGCGGAGCCUGUGUUCAGAGCCAAGAACGUACAGAAUGACUGGCUUGACCUUCGUGUUCCCAUCUGGGACCAGGACAUACAGUUCCUCCCUGAGUCACAGAAGCUUGUCACCUGUACAGGGUACCACCAGGUCCGUGUGUAUGAUCCAGCCUCCCCGCAGCGCCGGCCGGUCCUAGAGGCCACCUAUGGGGAGUACCCACUGACGGCUAUGACUCUCACUCCUGGGAGCAAUUCAGUGAUUGUGGGGAACACUCAUGGGCAGCUGGCAGAAAUUGACCUUCGGCAAGGGCGCCUACUGGGCUGUCUGAAGGGGCUGGCAGGCAGUGUCCGAGGGUUGCAGUGCCACCCUUCAAAGCCGCUGCUAGCCUCCUGUGGCUUGGACAGAAUCUUGAGGAUACACAGGAUCCAGAAUCCACGAGGCCUGGAGCACAAGGUUUAUCUCAAGUCUCAACUGAACUGCCUUCUCCUGUCAAGCAGGGAUAACUGGGAGGAUGAACCACAAGAGCCUCAAGAGCCCAGUAAGUUACCUCCAGAAGACACAGAGGCAGAUGAACUUUGGGCUUCUUUGGAAGCAGCCGCCAAGCGGAAGCUCCCUGAUUUGGAGAAGACACCAGGGGCUUUCCAAACCAGACGGAAAAAGAAAAAGCGGCCUGGCUCCAUCAGCCCCUAAAAAGCCUGAGCUCAUUUUGUAAAUAAACGACUGAUACUCAUCAUGA